Molecule: messenger RNA, 1476 nt
Organism: Laccaria bicolor S238N-H82
Lineage: Eukaryota; Fungi; Basidiomycota; Agaricomycetes; Agaricales; Hydnangiaceae
Exons: 5
Coding region: 1-1476 (491 amino acids)
Source: RefSeq, a predicted model, not a curated record
AUGGUCACCAACACACCUAUCCUCCACACUCCGCGGAGCUGGGGCUGGGGAGGUUCCGGAGCAAGUGACACUAUAUUACUGCACGUUUUGAGGUUGAACGAGGGCGAUGAUUUGGAGCGGUCCAAACAUCGUACGACUCCGAGGCCAGAUAUGGAGGUUCGAGCUUUCGAGUCCCGCCAUAACUUCCCCGUUCAUUCUUCACAAGACGACAUCUCCUUGUUCAACUCUCCCAACGUGGAUGUGGGGAGCAGGAGCAGGAACACCAAUUUUCUGUUCCUUACCCUGGUGCUGGCUGGUGUCGUGGUCCUAAGGGAAGAGUCGGACACACGGACGGAAGAAGAAACGAUACAAUCGCACCACCAAGCUUGUCUCCUGCCUUACCCGCCCCUGCUUACGCUUGUCUAUACUGCUCUGGCUCGCGCCCGCCAGUGGUACUACCUACGGGGUCUCCGUUCGUUAUACUGUGGCCCCAUUGCCUCCACAGACACGGGUUCACCAUUCGUUUCUACACAUCCUGGGUCUCCAUUCGCUUCCACAGGCACGGGCCCUCCAUUCCCCCAAGCUCCAAUUGAUACAGCAAGACUGCACGAGUUUGGAUACCGCCAUGCGCCUCUACCUUCAUCUUCCGUCCCAACGGGACCUCCUCAUCCGGUGCAAUUACGAUCCCGUUGGGCCUUGUUGCCCAGGCCAACCACAUGGACGUCCCCCUCCUCUCCUGCUGCAGAACGGAUAAACUCUCGUGGACCCCCCUCUUUCCAGUGCUGUUGUGGGUGGGGGAAGGAGGAGAGGGCGUUGCGACGUGUGACGGACACAGCAUCAGUGAUUUAUCAUCCUGGACUGCGGCGUAGUGCUGGAGUUGGCGUUGGGGGUUUGGGUGGGGUUUGUGACGUGCCUAUGGAUACGAAAUUCCAAGGGAUACUUCAAGUGUGGAGUGCGAGAGUGCAGACUGUUCGGGAGAUACCUCUGGCGCCGAUGGAGACAUUCAGACGGAAAUUGAAGGAAGCUGCGACGCCGCUUCAUCACCACUGUCCAGGGACGAGGACGGCCAUGGUGGACCUCCUUCUCUCCCACCGUCUCACACGACUAAUAACUACGUCGCGGUCUGCUGGCGCUGAUGCCGGUGUUGGAGGAAGUACAAAUGGAAUCGGAGGCAUUGCAGCUUAUGGACCUACCGAACAGAAACAUGCUCAAGACCCUGGUCCCGGCGAUACUUCCCUCACCCCCUUCAACGACUCAGACCUCACCCCCCCUCGCCUCAAACGACUCAAACUCAGACUUGAUUGCCCUCCGGUAGCACUCGACCCGCCAAAAAGCGCAGGACCAACGGGGUGUUGGGUAUCGUGGGGAGGUCUGGGGCGGCGUGAGGAGGCUGUGGAGGAAAGGGAGAAAGAGGUGCGAGGGGGCGAAGAGAAGAUUGCGGAACCAGAGCAAGGAAUUGACAAACGAGAACGGGUGCUCGAUCAGAGAGGACCCUAG